Molecule: messenger RNA, 511 nt
Organism: Sesamum indicum (sesame)
Lineage: Eukaryota; Viridiplantae; Streptophyta; Magnoliopsida; Lamiales; Pedaliaceae
Source: RefSeq, a predicted model, not a curated record
UUUUCUAAUGCUGCAACAAGAAGUGUAAGAAAAGAGCUUAAACCUACAAAAAUCAAUGGCAAAGCCAAAUGUGUUCUCAUGCUUGUUUUUCUUGCUGCUGUCUGUAACUAUUUGCAAGGGAGAUUGGUGUAUAGUGAAAUUUACGGCACCUGAUCCCGCACUCCAGAGUUUCCUCGACUCAGCUUGCUCAAGGCUAGAUUGUAGCCCAGUAAGACCUGGCGGUUCUUGUUAUGAACCGAAUGACUUGAAGAGGCACGCUUCGUGGGUGCUCGACCUGAAUUACAGGACAAAUCAUGUGUGCCAACCAGAUAUCGGCACCAUAGCCAUUACCGAUCCUUCUUAUGGGGCAUGCCAUUACCCGUGAAUGGAGUUGAUCAUGUUCAUGCCAUCACAAGAAUCCAAUAGUUUUAGAAUAAGGUGGGAAGGCAUAUUUGAGUAGUUAUGUAAUGUUGUAUCAAAUGAAAUAAAAUAUUUUUAGUUCAUCCAAUAAAAUCAAAUACUUUUGUGAUUU